AAAAUGGUCAGUGAGCAACAAAAAGAUGAAAUAAUCGCAUUAGAAAGUAUUUAUACUAAUGAAGAAUUUUCUUAUAACUUAAACAAUGAUCAAUACCAGUGUUCGUUGAAGAUAUUCAUAAAUUUACCAGAGGGUUAUUAUUUAACUUACAAAGAUGAGAGUAAUCCAGAUGAGGCUGAUGAAAAAUUAUCAAUUGGACAUUUACCGCCGCUUAAAUUAUACAUGACACUACCAAAAGAUUAUCCUGAUAAAUCAGCCCCAAAAUUCACUCUGUACUGUUCCUGGAUGACUCCAUUUAAUCUGACUAAACUUUGUAAAAUGCUUGAUAAAUUAUGGGAUGAAAACAAACCUCAGGAAAUUAUUUUCACGUGGGCAGCAUUUUUACAAAAUGAGAUACUGGAUUUUUGCAAUAUGAAUGAUUAUUUAAACUUGAGUAAGCAGUACACUUUUUAUAAGAAAAAUCUUAAUGGUAUAAAAUCUGAAGAACUAAACGUCAAUAAAAGAGAUCAAUUUAACAAUAAAAAUUAUUCUAAAGCAAGCAAAAGCAAGAAUAAUCGGGAUAGAAAAAAAAAAUCCCUCUCCAAAAGGUUCGAUAGACGUGGAGUCGUUGACUGCAGUUUUGAAAAAAAUAUUAUUGAGAUGCUUAGUAAUUACAACGAAGAGAGAGCAUGCAUUGAAUUUAAAAAAAAUUUUUACACUUGCAAUAUUUGUUUUAUGGAUAAAUCUGGUGAAUCUUGUAUACAAUUUAAACCAUGUUUACAUAUUUUUUGCAAAGAUUGCAUUGCAGGAUACCUUAAAGUAAGAAUCAAUGACGGGGCUGUGCAAAAUAUUAAUUGUCCUGAAGAAAAAUGUACUUCUGAAAUUUCUCCGGGACAAAUAAAAGAACUUGUUAGUCCUGAGUUAUUUUUAAAAUACGAUUCAACGUUGUUAAGUGCUACUUUGGACACUAUGCUGGACAUAGUUUAUUGUCCUCGUCGUCAAUGUCAGUAUCCUGUUAGCAAAGAGCCUAAUGAAAAAAUGGCUCGCUGUCCCGAAUGUCAAUACACUUUUUGUAUUUAUUGUAAAAUGGUAUAUCAUGGUAUUGAACCUUGUAAAGUUUUGUGUGCGCAAAAGGAAAAAUUAGUUUCAGAUUAUCAAAAUGCAACACAAAAAAUGAAAGAACAAUUGGAAAAUCGUUAUGGUAAAAAGCAAUUACAAACACUAGUUGAAAAUACCAUGUCAGAAAAUUGGAUAAAUUCCAAUAGUCGUAAUUGUCCUCAUUGCAACGCAGCCAUUGAAAAAUCCGAUGGAUGCAAUAAAAUGACUUGUGGUCGCUGCAACACCUUUUUCUGUUGGACAUGUGGUACUCGUUUAAAUCCAACCAUGCCUUAUUUCCAUUAUCAAGAUUCCAAGUCAAAGUGCUUUAAUAAAUUAUACCAAGGAAUGAUUAUCGAUGAUGAUGAUGAUGAUGAUGAUGAUGAUGAUGAUGAUGAUGAUAAUGAUGAUGAUGAUGACGAUCUAGACUUUCCGGCAGCUUAUCUCGACUAUGACUCGGACGAAGAUGAUUAUUACGAUGAUGAUGAUUUUGUCAUUGAUUACGAUAUUUAAUUUAUUUUUUAUACUUAUUUAUUUUGUUAUUAUAAUUUAA
Messenger RNA from Cotesia congregata, 1627 nucleotides. The record is from the annotation of a GenBank genome assembly. Lineage: Eukaryota; Metazoa; Arthropoda; Insecta; Hymenoptera; Braconidae.